This is a messenger RNA of Oncorhynchus nerka (sockeye salmon), 3192 nucleotides long. Its product is annotated as rap1 GTPase-GDP dissociation stimulator 1-like. The record is from RefSeq and is a predicted model, not a curated record. Gene Ontology annotation, molecular function: protein binding; guanyl-nucleotide exchange factor activity. Bases 225 to 1907 code for a protein of 560 amino acids. NCBI's taxonomy places the organism in Eukaryota, Metazoa, Chordata, Actinopteri, Salmoniformes, Salmonidae. Gene Ontology annotation, biological process: positive regulation of GTPase activity. The transcript is spliced from 14 exons. Gene Ontology annotation, cellular component: cytosol.
UAGCUGACUGAAGCAGAGCUGGGCGAAGAGGCACGCCUGGCCUGAAGGAGGGCUGCUCUUCUCUCAUUACUAAGCCAAACACACACACACACACACACACACACACACACACACACACACACACACACACACACACACACACACACACACACACACACACACACAGCCAGGGAGCCGGGAUAGAAUCCUAGGGAGACAGAGUGAGCGCCUGCCGACCUGCAACCAUGGCCGACAUGGAAUCUCUAACAGAGGCGUUGAGUGCCAUCAGUGUGAGCACUGAGCUGGUAGAGCAGGAGUUGAAGCCUCAUCUGGACACCCUGCUGGCUGUGCUACUGGAGAAGAAGAAGGGUGCUGCUGAGGAGAUCGCCUCCAGUGGGAUCCUUCCCAUCUUAGCCCAGUCCCUCAGGGUGAAGAGUCCUCUCACCAACCAAGUGGCGUUGGUGGUUGCAGAAAUGGCCAGGGAAGUGGCGGUGAGGGACCCGUGCAUUGAUGCGGGGCUGGUGACGGUUCUGGUGCCCCUGCUGAACAGUGCAGACGAGGAGCUGCUGCUCCACACUGGCAGAGCCAUCGGACGCAUCUGCUUCGACAACACGGCCCAGCAGGAUCAGCUGGUGCAGUGUGGGGUGAUCCCCAGGCUGGUGGCCAUCAUGAGGGAGAACCUAGAGAACGACCCACUGGUCAACGUGUGUCUGCUGGCCCUCUGUAACCUGGCCGACAUGGACACGACGCGGGAGGCUCUGGUAGAGGUGGGCGUGGCGGAGGUGCUGACGGCUCAGCUAAAACUGGCUACUGACGCAGAGAGAAGACACAUCAUACUGGAGGUUCUGGGAUCACUGGGAGAGAGUGACGUUCUGAAGCUGCAGUUUGUGGAGUCGGGGGUUCCUGAGGCUCUGUCCGAGAUGAUUCGGGGGCUACAGGGUGGCUCUGACCCCCAUGACCUCUGCAGCAUCAAGAUUGCCUCUAACCUCAUCGUUUCCCUCCUGCUGGGAGAUGAGUCCAUGCAGAAGUGUUUUGGCGAGGGCACGGGUGUGGUGUACCGGGAUGUACUCUCUUGGCUACAGUCCUCCAACACUCAGCUGCAACUGUCUGGAGCCCUGGCCAUCGCCAACUUUGCCAGGAACGACAGUAACUGUGUGAAGAUGUUGGAGUUAGGGGUGGUUCCUCAUAUCCUGACCCUACUGGAGCAGCAUGUGGACGAAGGCGACGUGUCCGUCCAACAUGCCGGACUGAGUGCGCUCAGAAACCUGGCGAUCCCAGCCAGUAAUAAGGUGAGGAUGCUGGAGGACGGGGUGACAGAGAGAAUCAGGACCUUGCUGCGCUCUGACAUGCCCCCAGUGCAGUUCAAACUGCUGGGCACCCUGCGCAUGAUGGUGGAUGGACAAGAGGAGGCAGCUGCAGUGCUGGGUAAAGAUGAGGUUUUGUUGGCGAGGAUCAUGGAGUGGUGUGAGGCACGGGACCAUGCAGGGGUCAGGGGAGAGGCCAACCGCCUCCUGGCCGCCCUUAUUAGACAUAGCCGUGCCCCGGAAGUCAUCAAUGCUGUAACCAAAGCAGAUGGGGUGCGACACCUCAUCUCCAUGGCAACCAGUGAACACUUGAUCAUGCAGAAUGAAGCCCUGGUGGCCCUGGCGAUUGCAUCUGCCAUUGACAUCGCCUCCAUGCAGGAAUCAUUCCGAGAGGCAGAGCUCUUGCCCACACUGCAGAAGAUGCUGGAUGACCCAGUGGCGACGGUGGAGUUCAAGUUCAGUGCCCUAGGGCUUAUCUGUAGCCUGGCCAACUCCAGCUCGAUGAAGGAAGAAAUGGAAUCUCUUAACCUGAAGGAGACGCUCAACAAGCUCUCUGGUCACUCCAGCAUCAACGUAGCCACACAGGCUGACACAGUGCUGGCCAUGCUUUCUGAAACCAGCUAGACUGGCCUGACCGGACCACUGUCCUGGUCAAUGUGACCAUAGACUCUCAGCACCACGUGCCACCACAACCUCCCCUACUAUCGUGACUACACCAUUCUCUCCAUGAAAAUAAGCAGAUAUUGAGUCUUCCAAAGCUGGGCCUCCAUUCACCUGGUCUAUGGAGAGCACAGCUGGACAGAGCUACAUUAAGACUGACCAACCCAAUCUGACAGAGCGCUAACAAGGUGAUAGCCUAUGUUCUAAGCACAAGCUGAAUGAGCCAACCCAUGAAAACGCACAUGAAUCACAACAACCCCAGUUCAGUCCUCAUGACCAUCUGUAAAAAUAGUGUUUAUGUGUGAAAUAGCUCUUCUAAUCAGUACUCCAAUCAAUUCACUGUAUGUAUGAUUUCCGAUAACGACCAGUGUAUAUUAUCAAAGGAAACGUUUGCGUAUAGGGUUAAUCAUGGCUACUGUUUCAUAGCAUCUGAUGUGCUUACCCUCAAUGGAAAACACAAAACUAACGCCUGACACUGUUUAUCCAUGUGGUGUUCCAUCUAUACUCUGUAUUGACCAAUGUCCAUAGAUGUAAAUGUUCCUAGAAUGAAUAGGACCUGUCUCUUCUCUGUGGAUCUUGCAUAGUGAGAUCCCCUCUGCAAUAUCUACAGUUUACAGCUCAAGAAAAGCAUUCAAAGCCAAUAUCUCUGAUAUUUUACCAAAGUACAUUUUUAAUUAGUGCUAGUUAUCUGAGAGCACAGGUGGGUGGGCACUGGGGAUAAUCAUUACAGAGCUGUGAGAGUGUCAGGCAGCUCCCCCACUUGUUGCCAGCUCCAAAAUUCAGACUGAAAGGGAUCAAUAUGUUAUGUUGAUGCUGGGCCAGCAAAGGGCUUGUGAUGAAGGGAGCUUUAAUGUUGCACUCAGAGCCCUGCUGAUUCAAAUCCUUUUAACACCAAUUUGUUAAGGGGUCUUGAGCCCAACAGAGACUGACUGGCUAUUUCAAAAGGUUUAAUAGAGCUAAUAGCAACUGAAAAACAGCUCUCCAUCUGUCUUUCCUUUUAGUACCUAAUAGGCUACUCAAUGGGAGCUGAGUUGGUAAAUUAGCUUUUAAUGUUGAAUGAAAUUAUGAAAGAGAUUGGUGGGUUUUCUCACUAUCUAAUCGUAGCAUGUGGUUGUUCAAUGACAGACAUGUAUUUGUUUAAAAUCUAUAACUUUUUCAUUUCAGAGAGACACAUAUUCAUGUUUUUUUGCAAAAUGCUAACAAAUAUGUAACAAAUAACUACAUUUUUAAUAAAGAAAUGUACAAAUUA